GCUGUAUCCAUGGAGCGAGCGGGACCGUUGAUUGGCCGUCUGCGUGGCCAAUGGGAUUAUCUAGAGGAAGGCGAGGCAUAGCCGUUCGGAGGGGGCGGAAGAUGGCGGCUGGAACGGGCCCGGGGGUCCCGGACGGGGGCCCCGAGGUGCCAAACCGCGACCGUGGCGCUUUCGAAUGUAACAUCUGCCUGGAGCCGGCCCGGGAGGCGGUGAUCGGGCUCUGCGGGCACCUGUACUGCUGGCCCUGCCUGCACCAGUGGCUGGAGACCCGCCCCGAGCGCCAGGAGUGUCCGGUCUGCAAAGCCGGCAUCAGCCGCGAGCAGGUCGUGCCGCUGUACGGCCGGGGCAGCGCGGGCCAGCGCGACCCCAGGUUGAAGACCCCCCCUCGGCCGCGGGGGCAGCGCCCGGAGCCCGAGAGCCGUGGGGGCCUGCGCCCACCCUACCACGACGCCGGCUUCCACAUGGCCUUUGGCAUCGGAGCCUUCCCUUCGGGCUUCACCACCGUCCUGCGGGGCCGAGGCCAGAGCGAUGAGGCCGGUGCCCCCCGCCCCUCGGGCUGGCAGGAUUCGCUCUUCCUCUUCCUGGCCAUCAUCAUCUUCUUCUGGCUCCUCAGCGUGUGA
Molecule: messenger RNA, 620 nt
Organism: Mauremys reevesii (Reeves's turtle)
Lineage: Eukaryota; Metazoa; Chordata; Testudines; Geoemydidae
Gene: RNF5
Product: ring finger protein 5
Biological process (GO): ubiquitin-dependent protein catabolic process
Cellular component (GO): endoplasmic reticulum
Molecular function (GO): ubiquitin protein ligase activity; ubiquitin-like protein conjugating enzyme binding
Source: RefSeq, a predicted model, not a curated record